UAUCUCUCUUUUAUAAUAUGCAUGAAUUAAUUCUUAAUAUAUGAAAAUGAAAGUCAUUUUAAAGGUGAGAAAUAGCCCGACAUGUACUAUUGAGAAAAACUCUUGUUACAGACACGCACGAACAACAAUCAGAGCGUAAUGGAGAUCAAUGCCGAUGAUUCAAAACUGGUGGUUCUCAUCACGGGUUGCUCCGGUGGAGGAAUAGGUCAUGCGCUUGCGCGCUGCUUUGCGGCCAACAACUGUAUCGUGGUGGCCACCAGUAGGUCGCGUUCCACCAUGAUGGAUUUAGAGCACGACUCCAAGUUCUUUCUGCAAGAGCUCGAUAUUCAGUCCGAUGAAAGCGUGAACAGAGUUGUUGAUACUGUUAUGAAUAAAUACGGCCGCGUCGAUAUUCUAGUCAAUAACGCCGGUAUUCAGUGUGCCGGUCCAACAACCGAUCUUCCUCUAUCUGAGAUCAAAAACACUUUCGAAACCAAUGUGUUUGGUUCUUUGAGAAUGAUCCAGGCGGUGGCUCCUCACAUGGCAGCUAGGAAACAGGGAAAGAUUGUGAAUAUUGGCAGUAUUGCGGGGUUGGCCGCUAGACCUUGGGCGGGUGCUUAUGCUGGUUCUAAAGCUGCUCUUCAUGCUUUGACAGAUGCAUUAAGAUUGGAACUUGGACAUUUUGGAAUUGAUGUUGUGAACGUUAUCGGUGGCUAUGUGAAAUCAAAUAUUGCAAAGUCUCUCCUAUCCAACUACGAAAGCAUGCUAGAGUGGAAACUGUUCAAGCCAUUUGAAGCAGGAUUCAGAGAGAGACUUGUAGGUGCUCAGAGACAGAGUUCAAAAAUCACCCCUACAGAUGAGUUUGCUAAACACACUGUAGCUGCUGUUCUUAAGAAGAAGCCACCUGCAUGGUUCUCCUAUGGUAAAUGUAGUACUGUCAUGGCUAUCAUGUACCAUUUACCUCUUUGUGUUAGAGAUUUUCUUUUUAAGAAAGACAUGAAACUCUGAGCUACAUAUCAUAUUCUCAUUCUGGGGGAAUGUCUUGUUAUUAAGUCUUUUAAUAAGGGUAGCUUAUAGCCGUUUUGAAUUUUGGAGGUUAUGUAGGUUGGUCAUAGUUUGAUUGUGGAAAAAAUAAUAUAUACUCUAUUUUAUUA
Messenger RNA from Lathyrus oleraceus (garden pea), 1133 nucleotides. Its product is annotated as short-chain dehydrogenase RED1. Bases 139 to 987 code for a protein of 282 amino acids. Gene Ontology annotation, cellular component: endoplasmic reticulum. Gene Ontology annotation, molecular function: oxidoreductase activity. Lineage: Eukaryota; Viridiplantae; Streptophyta; Magnoliopsida; Fabales; Fabaceae. The record is from RefSeq and is a predicted model, not a curated record. The transcript has 3 exons.